Lucilia sericata (common green bottle fly) is the source of this 2942-nucleotide messenger RNA. RefSeq names its product NAD kinase-like. Bases 741 to 2294 code for a protein of 517 amino acids. Gene Ontology annotation, biological process: NAD+ metabolic process; NADP+ biosynthetic process. Lineage: Eukaryota; Metazoa; Arthropoda; Insecta; Diptera; Calliphoridae. The record is from RefSeq and is a predicted model, not a curated record. The transcript is spliced from 5 exons. Gene Ontology annotation, molecular function: NAD+ kinase activity.
AGUUGGUGUUGUAUUUUUGUGUCUUUUUGUUAUUUUUUCCUAUCCUCGCGUAUUAAAGUAAGAAAAAAGAAACUAGUUGAGGAAUUUUUAUUAAAAAAAUAAUAAUUAUUAUAAAAAUUAAACAAUAAACUAAAAGUUUAACUACUUUGCAUUAGUGGUAAAUGCAAUAAAUUAUAAAAAAAACUGAAAUAUUUAAUAAUAAAAAUAUUUCCAAAGUUAAAACUACUAGCACAAAAUUUAAUAGAAAAAGUGAAAUUUUUUUCCAAUUAACACAACAAAAGAGUUUUUUUUUUGGUCUUUUUGACAAGUGCUGCCGUGUAGAAGUAGUAAAAACUAAAGAGAACACUAAAGAGAAACAAAUAAAUAAUAAAACAAAAUUGUUUCUUGGAGAGUGUGUAUGUGUGUGUGUGUGAUUAGUGAGGUGCAUUAAAUUGGUCAAGUUGUGCUUUUUUAUUGUAUUACCAAAUAACCCACUAAGAAAUUGAACAUUUUAAUAAAUUUUGUUUCAAAAACCAUUAGCAUUCCAAGCCAACAACAAGUAACACACAAAAGAAGUUAAACAAAAUUAUUUAAUAAUUAAAAAACAAGUUGUUUCACUAGUAUCUCUGGUGGUUAUCUACGUCAAACUUUUUUACGCCUUUUAUUUGUUUAUAUCAUAUUGUAGAAAAAUUUUAUUAAAUAAUUUAUCAUUCGCUACAAUCAAUAAAGAGUGUUAAAGAAUUAAUACAAAAACAACAAACAUGUCCAAAUCACAAAUAAAUGGUUUGUUUAGCAGCAGCAGUAGUAGCGCCGGCAGCAGCAGCAGCAAUAACAACAAAACUUUUACUGCCACCCAUUCCACCCCCACUGGUGUUGUUGGUGUUACAGCCACAGCUGCUUUACAGUGUACACCUUCUACAACAAAUGCUGCUGCUGUUGCGGCAAAAGAUCAUUUAAGUGUUAAUCGCAUAAAUGCUGGUGGCAAUGCCUCUUCGGCUCCGGGUCCUGGAGGAACAAAUUCCUCGCCUGAUGUGGAAGCUAUGAGGGAAUGGUGGCGCACACGAAGUUUAAAUGCCCCCUCACCUUUUCAACAAUUUGGACCAUGUGGACGUAUAAUGAAAAAUCCGGCCAUGGUUAUGCAAAUACAAGACCCUGCCAGUCAGCGUCUUACCUGGUACAAACCCCCGCUAACGGUAUUGGUUAUAAAAAAAGUACGUGACUCUAUGGUGCUGGCACCAUUUGUACAAUUAGUUGAAUGGUUGGUACAAGAAAAACACAUGGUUGUGUGGGUGGAAUCAGCCGUCUUAGAUGACCCACUCUUACAAGAAGAUAAGAAAUUUCAAUCGGUUAAGGAAAAAUUGGUAACAUUCAAAGAUGGUCGUGAUGAUUUAACAGAUCGCAUAGAUUUCAUUGUUUGCUUGGGUGGUGAUGGUACUCUUCUAUAUGCCUCUCUUUUGUUCCAACAAUCUGUGCCGCCCGUCAUGGCCUUCCAUUUGGGCUCUUUGGGUUUUUUGACACCAUUCCAGUUUGAUAAUUUUCAAGAACAAGUUACAAAUGUUUUAGAAGGUCAUGCCGCUUUAACAUUGCGCAGCCGUUUGCGUUGCGUUAUCUACAGAAAGACAGAUCGUCGUAAAGAUUCCUCCGAACUGACGCCACAAUUGAAUUGCAGCAUGUCGGCGGACAGUGGUGUAUCAAUGGAUUCCUGCUCGGGUAUACCAACGGUAGGCAAAGGUUGUUCUAGAACACCUUCCACAAAUAUAUUGGUUCUCAACGAAGUUGUUAUUGAUCGUGGCCCUUCCCCCUAUCUGAGUAACAUUGAUUUAUUUUUGGAUGGCAAGUAUAUUACUUCUGUUCAGGGUGAUGGCUUAAUUGUUUCCACACCCACUGGCAGUACAGCAUAUGCUGUGGCAGCUGGUGCCUCUAUGAUUCAUCCAUCUGUACCCGCGAUAAUGGUCACACCCAUUUGUCCACAUUCUUUAAGUUUUCGUCCGAUUGUUGUACCUGCAGGAGUUGAACUGAAGAUUUCUGUAUCACCCGACAGCCGUAACACCUCCUGGGUAUCCUUCGAUGGUCGCAAUCGACAAGAACUCUUCCAUGGAGAUAGUUUAAGAGUGACCACCUCCAUUUAUCCGGUGCCCAGUAUAUGUGCUCAAGAUCAAAUAUCCGAUUGGUUUGAUUCGUUGGCCGAAUGUUUGCACUGGAAUGUGCGCAAAAAGCAAAAGUGUUUAGAUGAACUGUCGGACUUGACCGCUUCAGGUUCGGAGGAUACUCUAGAUGAGCUGGAAAGAGGCUCCGAUUCUUUGUUAGAUAGUUAAACAAAAACACAAUAAUAAACAUAAUUGUUAAACAAUUAAAUUUAAACAAAAGAAAAAAAACACUAUUAUAAUCAUAAAAUACAUAAAAUUUCAUUAAAACAACUACAAUAUGUUUAAGGCAAACAUUUAAAAACAAAAAUAUAUAUAGAAAACAAGCUGCAAUACUAAAUAAGCUUCAGUUGGUGUUAAUAGGUAUAAAAUAAAUUAAAUUAAUUAAAACUAAACUAAAAAGCUUAAAUUACUAAUAAAUGAAAAAAAGCUUAUAAAAACAAAGAAAAAGAAAUCGUCUUAACUGUAAUUGGUCUUAGAAAGCAAUGAUGUAUUAUGUUAGAGAAUAGCGUUAAAUUGUAAUAAUGUUUAAUUGUUGCCAAUUAGAAAUAUUUAAACAGAAAACAUUUGUAAUGAAAGUGUAAACGAUAAAAAAUGAACAAACAUUAUUAGUAAAAUCUUUACAGCUCAAAUUUGUUUUUUUUUUUUGCUUAAUUUUUUUUUUGUUACAAACUGUUUUAAACAUUUUGUGUUUAGUUUAAUUUAUUACUAUUUAAUUUAAAAAAAAUCUAACUAAUUAUUGUUUAAUGGGUUUUUUUGUUACAACACACACGCCCUCUAAGAAAUAGGCAAAAUAAAAUAUGAAAGACAUAAAAGAAA